AUGCAAGCGCGUAAUACACCGGUUCCACCGAUCAAGAGUAUACCCAUUCUCUUGUUCGCAGGCGAAACAGACAGCGAAGAAGACGAUGCCUUCGCUCACUGGGUGCACUAUGUGCGUCGCCUCAGCAACAUUUUAGCUCUAAGGGCUAGUGACCAUGCGGCUGAUGUGCGUCUCGAACGCAAGCUUCGGUAUGAUUAUGCCAAGCUUAAGGCCAGAGGCCAAUUGCGCAAGCGCAAGCGCUAUGCUUCGGCUACUAAGGUAGCCGCGGGUGCUGGUCAGUCUGUGGCCAACAACCCGCCAACCUGCACCACUAGUGGUGGGGAACGGCCUUGGUCUCGAGAUGACCAUGGCCACGAUGCUCAAAAGCCUCCAAAGCAUAUGGGCAGUCUUGCCGAAGGGGGACCUCAUAUUCCCAUGAAUUUUCAGACUCAGGGUACCCAAGCCACUUUACCAGAUACUGCAAAGUCGGUGGCGGCCGGUGUACCGGUGGAGGCCCACGAGAAAUUGGUUCUCGAAGUGAAGGGUCUUCAAGAGGCCUUGGGUAAGUCUCAGUGCAUGCUGGAUGCGAUGCAAAGCCGCCUUCAGGCGAUGGAGCAAGCUCAAACUCGGAGCGAGGCUCAGUUAGACUUGCUAAUUCGCCUACAUCAAUACGGGGAAGUGCCCUUGUCGUCGGCGCAAGCGCCUCCAAGUUCACAUGGGAAGGAUCCCGGUACGGCUUAA
Molecule: messenger RNA, 720 nt
Organism: Peronospora matthiolae
Lineage: Eukaryota; Oomycota; Peronosporomycetes; Peronosporales; Peronosporaceae
Source: the annotation of a GenBank genome assembly